GGCCGUUCCCCCUCUGAGAAUCCUCCGGUAGAGAGCCGUAGACCGCAGACCCCGGCCCGCCUGACCGCCCCGGGGGCUUCCGCGGCCUCUGCCGACCCGGAAUCUGGGACCUUGCUGAGCUACGCCCCGCCCAUCCGUCCAGGAGAAGCCCCUCUCCCGUGACAGCCGGUCUCUUCGAAUGUUCGUCAGUUUCCCCACGUCCGCGGAGGUGAACCAGCUGUGGCCCUGCCCGGGAGGAGCUCACAGUCUAGCGCGGUAGACCGUGGUCAGCAAUGUGUCCGGCCCAGUGAGAGGCAGGUGCUCGGUGUCCCUGUGGCCUCCAUGUUGAAAGCAGAACGUGUGUGCAGAGUGGACGUGGCUCUCUUCCGAAGCCUCUUUGGGGCCACAGGAUCAGGCACUGUUUGAGUGGACAUACUGCUCUGUACUGUGCACCCCAGGGCCUCCUGUGCUGGCCAUGCCCGUGCCCACGGAGGGCACCCCUCCACCCCUCAGUGGUACCCCUGUCCCAGUCCCAGCCUACUUCCGCCAUGCAGAACCUGGCUUCUCCCUCAAGAGGCCUGGGGGGCUCAGUCGCAGCCUCCCACCCCGGCCCCCUGCCAAGGGCAGCAUCCCCAUCAGCCGCCUCUUCCCUCCUCGGACCCCAGGCUGGCAUCAGCCCCAGCCCCGGAGGGUGUCAUUCCGAGGCAAAGCCUCUGAGACCCUGCAGAGCCCCUCAUAUGACCCCAGCCAGCCGGAGUCCUUUUUCCAACAGAGUUUCCAGAGGCUUGGCCGCCUGGGCCAUGGCUCUUAUGGAGAGGUCUUCAAGGUACGCUCUAAGGAAGAUGGCCGUCUCUAUGCAAUAAAGCGUUCUAUGUCACCAUUCCGGGGCCCCAAGGACCGGGCCCGCAAGCUGGCCGAGGUCGGCGGCCAUGAGAAGGUGGGGCAGCACCCACGCUGUGUGCGGCUGGAGCAAGCCUGGGAGGAGGGCGGCAUCCUGUACCUGCAGACGGAGCUGUGUGGGCCCAGCCUGCAGCAGCACUGUGAGGCCUGGGGCACCGGCCUGCCCGAGGCCCAGGUUUGGGGCUACCUGCGGGAUACCCUGCUUGCCCUGGCUCACCUCCACAGCCAAGGCCUGGUCCAUCUUGACGUCAAGCCUGCCAACAUCUUCCUGGGGCCCCGGGGCCGUUGCAAGCUGGGUGACUUUGGGCUGCUGGUGGAGCUGGGUACGUCUGGAGCUGGUGAGGCCCAGGAGGGAGACCCCCGGUACAUGGCUCCUGAGCUGUUGCAGGGCUCCUAUGGGACAGCAGCGGAUGUGUUCAGUCUGGGUCUCACCAUCCUGGAAGUGGCGUGCAACAUGGAGCUACCCCACGGUGGGGAGGGCUGGCAGCAGCUUCGCCAGGGCUAUCUGCCCCCUGAGUUCACGGCUGGCCUGUCUUCUGAGCUGCGUUCUGUCCUCACCAUGAUGCUAGAACCUGACCCCAGGCUGCGGGCCACAGCCUCGGCCCUGCUGGCCCUGCCCAUGCUCAGGCAGCCGAGGCCCUGGAGCGUUCUGUGGUAUAUGGCUGCUGAUGCCCUCAGUCGAGGGUGGGCCCUGUGGCAGGCCCUGCUUUCCUUGCUGUGCUGGCUCUGGCACGGGCUGGCUCACCCUGCCACCUGGCUGCAGCCCCCGAGCCCACCAGCCACCCCGCCUGGCUCCCCACCCUGCAGCCUUCUUCUGGAUAGCAGCCUCUCCAGCAGCUGGGAUGACGACAGCAUAGGGCUCUCACUCUCUCCGGAGGCUGUCCUGGCCAGGGCUGUCGGGAAUACCUCCACCCCCCGCAAUGGCUCCCCUGCCCCCCGGAACAGGUACUCACUGAGGGAUGCCCUGGACCUAAGUGACAUUGACUCUGAGCCCCCUCGGGGUUCCUUCCCCUCCUUUGAACCUCGGAACCUCCUCAGCCUGUUUGAGGACUCACUGGGCCCAACCUGAAUCUACAGGCCAGCCUUGGUGCUUUUAACCU
Molecule: messenger RNA, 1979 nt
Organism: Zalophus californianus (California sea lion)
Lineage: Eukaryota; Metazoa; Chordata; Mammalia; Carnivora; Otariidae
Gene: PKMYT1
Product: protein kinase, membrane associated tyrosine/threonine 1
Exons: 9
Coding region: 455-1948 (497 amino acids)
Biological process (GO): protein phosphorylation
Molecular function (GO): protein kinase activity; ATP binding
Source: RefSeq, a predicted model, not a curated record